Schistocerca americana (American grasshopper) is the source of this 3150-nucleotide messenger RNA. RefSeq names its product tyrosine-protein kinase Fer-like. Gene Ontology annotation, molecular function: ATP binding; non-membrane spanning protein tyrosine kinase activity. The transcript has 14 exons. The record is from RefSeq and is a predicted model, not a curated record. NCBI's taxonomy places the organism in Eukaryota, Metazoa, Arthropoda, Insecta, Orthoptera, Acrididae. The coding region runs from base 79 to 2466 and encodes 795 amino acids. Gene Ontology annotation, biological process: peptidyl-tyrosine phosphorylation.
CAGGCCGCCGCCGCCGCGCACGCCGCCAAGGCCGACGACCUGCCCGCCGACAGCCUCGUCGCCAAGGCGUGGCGCGCCAUGAUGGAGGAGAUGGAGGCUGCGGCCAAGACGCUGCGCCAGAACGCAGAGGUGGUGGAGAGCCAGUCGCUGGAGGCGCUCAACAACAUCUACGCCGAGAAGCGGCGCGCCCGCAAGCAGUACAUGGAGGACUACAACAAGAUCGUCUCGCAGUUCUCACAGCUGAUGGAGGAGGUUUCCCGCAAGAAGACGGAGUACCAGAAAUACCUGGAGCUGUACAAGCUGAUGCGGUCCAGGUUUGAGGAGCACUACGUCAAAGCGGGCCGCGGCGGGCGCAAGCUGGACGAGGUGCGGGACAAGUUCCAGAAGGCGUGCCGGCGGCUGCACGCCACGCACAACGAGUACGUGCUGCUGCUGGCGGCGGCGGCCGAGGCGGAGCGCGCGCUGCGGCACCUGCUGCUGCCGGCCGCCGGGCGCCGCGCGCGCGCCGCCCACCUCGCGCUGCUGCCGGCCUGGCGACACGCGCUGCGCGCCGCCGCCCCCGCGCCCGCCCCCGCGCUCCAGGCCGCGCUCGACGCGCUCGACGACGCCGGCCGCGAGUACGACGAGUUCGCCGCCGACCCCGCCAGGUCGUCGCCGCAGGGGCCGGCCACGCCGACGCUGUCUUUCGACGACAGCCUGGUGGAGGACACGUCGGGGAAGCUGCUGCCCAACCAGCUGGCCGUGGACAACCUCACCAUCGAGAGCCUGCGCGCGCGCCUGCAGGAGCUGGAGGCCGGCGUGCGCGACAGCCAGGAGCUGCAGCGCCACCUCACCGCGCAGCUGCCCUCCGAGCCGGCAGCCAGGGAGCUGGUGGAGGUGCAGUGCGUGGAGCGGCGGCUGCAGCGGCAGCUGGAGAUGAUCCGCGGCGCUCUCAGCGAGCUGGGCUGCGAGGAGCUGCCCUCGGGUUGCGACCUCUCCCUGUCCCUGUCCGUGGAGGCCGCCUUCCGCCAGCCGCCCGCCACCAACGGCGCCGUCGCCGCCGCCGCAGACGCCGACGGCGGCGCGCUCACGCCGCACGACCCGCCUUCCACGCCCACGCAGGGAGGAGAGCGGCGCUCGUCCGAGUCCACGUUCGCGCUGGUGAGACAGCAGGUGUGCCACCACUUCGCGACUCUGCUGCGGAAACCGUUCCGCAGGAAAUCCGUGCCGUCCUCCCCCGCGGUGUCGGUGCGGGGGCUGCCCCCCCCUGCUGCUGCUGGUGGUGGUCGUGGUGGUGGUCGUGGUGGUGGUGGUUUGCGCGGGGAGAGGGGACACAGUGAGCCGGCUGACGACAAACUGGUGCAGAGCGCGCGGCCGCUGCAGGAGGAGGAGUGGUUCCACGGGGUGCUGCCGCGCGACGAGGUGGUGCGCCUGCUGACACACGAGGGCGACUUCCUGGUGCGAGAGACGGUGCGCCACGAGGAGAGCCAGGUGGUGCUCUCCGUCUGCUGGGGCGGCCACCACAAGCACUUCAUCGUGCAGACCACCGCCGACGGCAGCUUCAGGUUCGAGGGUCCCGCCUUCCCGACGGUGCAGGAGCUGAUCCAGUACCAGCAGCAGAGCCAGCUGCCCGUGACGGCGCGCUCCGGCGCCGUCUUGACCCGCGCCGUCUACCGCGAGCGCUGGGAGCUCAACAACGACGACGUCAUCCUCGUGGAGCAGAUCGGGCGGGGUAACUUCGGGGACGUGCACAGAGGUAAACUGCGAAAAACUGGGAUGGAGGUCGCAGUAAAAACCUGCCGAAUGACAGUCCCCGAAGAGCACCGUCGCAAAUUCCUCCAAGAGGGGCGCAUCCUGAAGCAGUAUAACCACCCGAAUAUUGUCAGGCUGAUUGGAAUCUGUGUGCAGAAGCAGCCCAUCAUGAUAGUCAUGGAGCUGGUUCCAGGUGGCUCGUUGCUUAAGUUCCUGCGCAGCCACGAGGACGGACUGACGCAGCGACAGCUGCUGGGGAUGUGCCGCGACACCGCCGCGGGCAUGAGCUACCUCGAGUCCCACAACUGCAUCCACCGUGACCUCGCUGCCAGGAACUGCCUCAUAGGCCAGAACAACAUAGUCAAGAUUUCGGACUUUGGCAUGUCACGAGAAGAAGAGGAGUACAUUGUUUCUGAUGGAAUGAAGCAGAUACCUAUCAAGUGGACAGCACCAGAGGCCCUAAACUUUGGUAAAUACACGUCACUGUGUGAUGUGUGGAGUUAUGGCAUUCUCAUUUGGGAAAUAUUUUCUCGUGGAGGAGUGCCGUACAAUGGUAUGAGUAAUUCACAGGCACGUGAGAAAAUUGACAAUGGAUACCGGAUGCCGAAGCCCGACGGGACGCCGGACGAGAUGUACCGCCUGAUGCUGAGCUGCUGGGAGUACAAGCCCGAGAAGCGGCCACAUUUUGACCAGAUCCUGACGGUCGUCGAGACUCUGCACGGCGCUGCGAGGUAGAUCGUGGCCCGACUGUCACUACGGUGCCGAUAGCUGUGACCGUCAUUACGUAGUCGCCGAAGUGAAUUCGAAAAGAGCGGUCGCAGCGGUAUACUAGUCCGACCCGAGUGCCUCCGAACAGCUGGUAGAACACACCACUCUGUAUUUGUCAGGUGCUAGUCAUUAAGUCUGGCUGACAUAAUUGUGUCAAUACAGUAUUAUUGUGCCAAGUUUCUCAUUUAUUUCAGAGACCUAUUUAGCCAAUCUUUGUGUAGCUAUUAACAAGUGUAAAAUAGUAUAAAGCAGCUAGUGAACAAAAUUUCUUACCUGCUGGAUAUUCAUUGUGCUAUGUGUACAGAAAUGUUAAUACUUUAAAAGUUAGUGGACUUGCUCAACAUCCUAUUCUUUUAUACUGAAAUUAUUUUACAUUACAAAUGUUUAAUCAGCCAGACAAAUUAGAGCCAAGAGACUGUUACUAAAGAAUCUCAGGAGAUUUGAAAUUUUGAGGCAGCUAAUGCUACAGUCACUGUUCAGCUUCUGUGUCAUCAUCUUUCACAUUUCUGGAAACGAGAGCUACUGUUAUGGCCGUCUGUCCCAAAAUGUCCUUUUUCUUAUUGCUAACAUUAAUUGUGUGUAAAAUAGAAUGUUAGCAUGUUAAUAUUGUAAUUCAAUAAAGAAUAACAAUAAACCGUACGUUUCAAUACA